GAUCAAUCGUUUACCCAUUCCCCGGCAACGGGAGCGCUCUGCAACUGUCAGCAAAGACCGACGCCGCACGCCGCCGCCCAAAUUCUCUGCUGGUAGGGUGCCGUGCAACUUUUCAUCUCUUCCAUCUCCUCGCCAAGGAAGGAAGGAAGUAAGAGUGAAAAAGAAUUUGUCUGCUAUUUACCGUCGCCGCUUAGCUCCUCACGGCGGCUUUUGCAGACACUCGAUCACUAAUCAUCGUCACUUACUUUUUUCCAGCCUCUGGUAAGGGUAAGAAAAUAAAAUAUCAAAAUGGCGAAUAGUAAAUACGAGUAUGUGAAGUCAUUUGAAGUUGAAGAUGAGAUUGUCCUUCCCCAUGUCAUUGUUGUUCGACUUCAUGCUCGUGACUUUUUAAGAUUCUGCAAAGCUCACGAGCUAAGAAGACCUUAUGAUGAAGAAGCGUUGGAUUUGAUGAACUCAUGUGCUGAAUUUGUGCAGAGAAAAUAUCCAGAUAUACUCUUUUCUUACGGAUUCAAUGAUGAAUACAGUUUUGUCUUCAAGAAGAAAACCAAGUUCUAUGAAAGGCGAGCUAGCAAAAUUUUAUCCUUGAUUACGUCAUGUUUCACUUCAGUAUUCGUUGACAAGUGGAAAGAAUUUUUCUCGGGAAGAGAACUUAAAUAUCCUCCUUCAUUUAGUGGACAAGUUAUUGUUUGUGCAACUGUUGAUGUUCUUCAACAUUAUCUUGCAUGGAGACAACAUGAAUGUUAUAUAGCUAAUCAGUAUAGUGCUUGUUUCUGGGCGUUGGUCAGUCAUGGGAGAACUGAAAAGGAAGCCGAAGAUAUUUUGAAGGAUACCAAAAAGCAAGAGCAAAAUGAGAUGCUUCAUCAACAAUUCAAUAUCAAUUACAAUAAUCUUCCCAAAAUAUUCCGCUGGGGUUCUUGUGUCUUACUCAUGGAGGUGGAAGCUAUUGUAAAGUACGAUAAUGAUGGAUGUCCUGUUAAAAGAUUGAAAAAGCAAAUAUCAACAGUUCAUUCUCAGGAUAUAGCUAGAAGAACCUUUUGGAAUCAGAAGCCAAGUCUCGUAAAAGAACUGGGUUCUUUUGUGGAAGAUAUCAAAAGAAUCGACAAAGACUACAUAAAAUAUUUCCAAUCCGAAGCCAAGUUGAUGCCAUAUACUUGGGCGGUCAUAAGAAUCGACGGAUGCCAUUUCCACAAAUUUGCUGAUGUUCACAAGUUCGAGAAACCAAAUGAUGAACAAGCUUUGAAGUUAAUGAAUGAAUGUGCAGUUGGUGUUCUGGAUGAGUUCCGAGAAGUUAUAUUUUCAUAUGGUGUUAGUGACGAGUACAGCUUUAUAUUGAAGAGAAGCAGUCACCUUCAAAGAACAAAUCCGAGCGAUAUUGUGUCUUCUGUAGUAUCAUUAUUUACAUCCAUGUACGUGAUGAAAUGGAAGGCCUUCUUUCCGUUGACAGAUUUAGUUUGUCAGCCGUCAUUUGAUGGAAGGGUUGUCUGCUAUCCAUCAACAGAGAUCCUGCGAGAUUAUUUAUCAUGGAGGCAAGUAGAUUGCCAUAUAAACAAUCAAUAUAAUACUUGUUUCUGGAUGCUGGUUAAGUCAGGCAAAAGUAGAAGUGACGCGCAGCAGAUCUUGAAGGGUACUCAAUCACAGGAGAAAAUGGAACUGCUAGCUAAUAACUUUGGUAUUGACUACAAUACUAUAGGCGAAAUGUUACGCCUUGGUUCCUCGGCUUUCUGGGAAGAGGAGAAUGGCUGCAGCAAGAUAGUCGUACAACACUGCAACAUAAUUGAUGAUGGUUUUUGGGGAGCACAUCCUUGCAUUCUUGCUUAGCUCUUCCAAUGAUUCUGGAAUUCAGUUCAGUCAAAGGCUGAACUUGCAAGUUCACUUAUGCACACAAUGGCAAGCAAAUUGCUUCUGAAAGGUGCACUAAAGUGCAAUAAGUUGAUUGCAGGCUGCCAACUACAGGUCAAUGGUGCAUGAAGAUAUUUUAUGGAGAUCGCUAUCUCAAAGUUACCAUGAGUAUUGAGUAAGCUAAUAUGCUAGCCUCGCUUUACAAAUUAAGGUGCUGAGUGUAUUGGCUGAGAACUAUGCCCUAGAACACUCUACUACUGAGGAAUUUGUACUCUAUAAUCCUUUGACAUUAAUGUUGUGACAUUUC
Messenger RNA from Linum tenue, 2146 nucleotides. The record is from the annotation of a GenBank genome assembly. NCBI's taxonomy places the organism in Eukaryota, Viridiplantae, Streptophyta, Magnoliopsida, Malpighiales, Linaceae.